Drosophila innubila is the source of this 1581-nucleotide messenger RNA. RefSeq names its product xenotropic and polytropic retrovirus receptor 1 homolog. The record is from RefSeq and is a predicted model, not a curated record. Gene Ontology annotation, molecular function: inositol hexakisphosphate binding. Gene Ontology annotation, biological process: cellular response to phosphate starvation; phosphate ion transport. Gene Ontology annotation, cellular component: plasma membrane; cytoplasm; Golgi apparatus. Bases 31 to 1401 code for a protein of 456 amino acids. NCBI's taxonomy places the organism in Eukaryota, Metazoa, Arthropoda, Insecta, Diptera, Drosophilidae. The transcript has 4 exons.
ACGAUCAGCCAGGAGAGAGAGCUUCGAGACAUGAUCGCCGAAGUGGAGAAUAUCUUCACGGAGUUCAUCACGCAGGGAGAUCGGACCAAGGCCAUGGCUAAACUAAGAGUUCCUCCCCUGGGUCGACCCAUUUCCCCAAUUUAUAUCUUCUCGACGGGUCUUGUCCUGGGUCUCUUUAUAGUCUCCGCAGUGAUAUGCAUAAUAUCGUAUUUUUCCAUGCUUAACAAACCGGAAUUAAUCUCGUCUUUUACUCAACUCUUCCGGGGAUCCUUUUCCCUCAUGGUGUUUGGCUUUCUCACGGCGAUCAAUGUAUAUGUUUGGCAAAGUGUGGGCAUCAAUCAUGUUCUAAUUUUCGAGCUAAAUCCACGUAACCAAAUCGAACCUAUUAAAAUCCUAGGCUUCGCCAGUUUAUUCGGCUAUGGAUGUACCUUAUCCAUGCUGCUGUUCCUUCAUCACAAUGAAUUCGGUGUAAGGGAUCCAUUAUACUUUCCCUUAAUCGGUGUGAUUCUUCCAUUGGCACUUCUAAUCAAUCCCCUACCUAUUAUGAACCACACCGCCAGAAUGUGGGUCUUAUGCAUUUGUGGACGCAUUAUUGCAGCGCCCUUCUACCCUGUAAACUUUGUCGACUUUUGGCUGGCCGAUCAACUGAACUCCUUGGUACUCUGUUUGCUGGAUCAUUACCAACUCAUCCGUUUCUAUGUACGUUAUUAUAAGAAUAGCGACAAUUCCUUUGAUUUUGAGCCAGACUAUGCAAUGUCUGUCAUUCGUUGUCUGCCUUCCUGGUUCCGUCUCGCGCAGUGCCUUAAGAGAAUCUGGGACAGCGACCCGAAGCCAGUAUCUUAUUUGGUCAAUGCUUUCACCUACGGCUCCACAAUAAUCACAGUCAUCAUAUCGACCAUUCAAAUGGAAACAAAUGAUAAAUACGAAUAUUUAUUUGAGAUCCCUUGGACGUGGAUCUAUAUUAUAAGUUCGAUUAUUUCGACGAUUUACUGUACUUCCUGGGACUUGCUGCAGGACUAUGGACUGUUUCAGGUUUGGAAAGGAGAACACAUCUUUCUGCGUGAGAAUCUUGUUUAUCCUAAGUGGUUUUAUUACUUUGCCAUUGUUAUGGAUAUGCUGAUUCGUUUUGUUUGGGCUCUGGAGCUAUAUUUGAUCUACAACGAAUUUUUGUUACCCUAUUAUUCCAAGACCAUCUGCAGUUUGUUUGAGAUUUUGCGACGUUUCAUCUGGAACUUUCUGCGAUUGGAGAACGAGCACCUGUAUAAUUGCGGACAGUUUCGAGCCACACGGGAUAUAUACAUAUCAGCAUUGAAUUCUCGACAGGACUUGCUCGUGGAGUCCAUAAUUGACGAGUCGAGAAGAGCUUCAACUGUGCCUCAAGCCAGCAUGAAUGAGGAGUAAACUCCCAGGUUGGAAGGAUGAGAUUUACUUUACUAACGUUAUUCAACACUUGAUUCAAGGCCAAUUUGUCUGUGGACAAUUGAGAAUCAAUGAAGCGUAAGCCUAACCUCAAAUAUGUACUAUUGGUCUCCCCCAAAGAGCAAAUUGAAUAAAAUUAAUUUCACAUUUACGAAAUUAAAA